This is a messenger RNA of Syngnathoides biaculeatus (alligator pipefish), 2962 nucleotides long. It is a transcript of the gene glyctk, whose product is annotated as glycerate kinase. NCBI's taxonomy places the organism in Eukaryota, Metazoa, Chordata, Actinopteri, Syngnathiformes, Syngnathidae. Gene Ontology annotation, molecular function: glycerate kinase activity. The transcript has 6 exons. Gene Ontology annotation, cellular component: cytoplasm. The record is from RefSeq and is a predicted model, not a curated record. Gene Ontology annotation, biological process: protein phosphorylation. The coding region runs from base 259 to 1800 and encodes 513 amino acids.
ACGCCGCUUUGCUGACCACCAAGAACUCAAGAAGCAGGCUCGAUGGCUUUAAUUUUGAGCUUCGAUGUUUUCAAGUCAUAACUUUACGUCUCCAUACUUUUUAAAAUCAAAAUGGAUAACAUAUUUACAGCACGCAUUUAGACAAAACGCCGAAGAAACUUCGAGUAUGAGUAUCUGCAGUGGGACAAAUGAAGAGCUGUUUGCAAGCACAGGGAAGGGGACGGUGUCGGGUCAGACGGAAAACUCUAUAAAGCAUCCAUGGCACAUGCUCUCUUUCUGAUCCGGCCCCAACCGUUCCUGGCUCUCCUGGGGAGGAGGAAAAUGUCACUACACGCUGGGGCACGCGAGGUGUUUGCGGCGGCGCUGGAGGCCGUGCAGCCAGACGUCGCCCUCCGGCAGCAUUUGGAGCGCCGAGGCAAUUCCUUGGUGUGCAGCGGUCGCACGUUCCCUCUGAGCAACAAUGUGCACGUGGUGGGCUUCGGAAAAGCGGUGCUGGGCAUGGCCACCGAGGCCGAGAGGAUUCUGGGAGACCACUUGGUGCGAGGGGUCAUCAGCGUGCCUCGUGGCAUUCAGCAGGCAUUACGCCAGCAUGGCAAACACCACCUUCUAUUAAAGGAAAGCAGCCGCAUCCAAGUCAUGGAGGGCGCUCAACACAACCUGCCCGACGCUGACUCCCAGAAGGCAGCAGAAUGCAUCGCCCGGCUGGCGAGCGCAUUGACGGAGAGAGACCUGCUUCUCGUGCUCAUUUCAGGUGGGGGCUCGGCGUUGCUACCCGCACCCAUUCCGCCAAUAACCCUGCAAGAGAAACUCGAUAUCACCCGCAAAGUGGCGGGCGGGGGCGCCACCAUUCAGGAGCUGAACACCGUCAGACGUGCCUUGUCCGUGUUGAAGGGCGGAGGGCUUGCGCAGUGCGCUCACCCGGCUCAGGUGUUGGCGCUGAUACUGUCUGACGUGAUUGGCGAUCCACUGGACCUGAUAGCGAGCGGUCCCACGGUGGAGGGCCCGGUGUGUCGCGAAGAGGUGCUGGUGGUCCUCGAGCGCUACAGCUUGCUGAACUCUGCCCCUGCUUCUGUGAAGCACGUGUUGGGGAGACUUCCACUCCGACAAGAAGUUGGAACGAACAAGGCAGGGCACGUUCUCAAUACAAUAAUCGGUUCCAAUAGCAUUGCUCUUCAGCACGCGGGCCGCCGGGCGCUCCAGCUCGGUUUCCGUCCAAUUGUGCUAUCGACAGGCGUGUGCGGUGAUGUGAGGUCAGUGUCCCGUCUUUACGGGCUCCUGGCCCGCUUCGCCUGCUCUCGCGGGGAUACUCCGUCCGAGCUCGGCUCAGAGGUGCUGAAGCUGGGGCCGCAGGUGGGCGUGGAAAGCGGGGACCUUCGCCGCGUCAUGCACAGUUUGGAGCAGGCCCGGUCACAGGGACGGGGCGCCGCAUGCGUGUUGGCGGGGGGCGAGCCCACCGUGGAGCUGACGGGUAAAGGCCGUGGAGGUCGCAACCAAGAGCUGGCUAUGAGAGUGGGACUGGAGCUGAGAGGCUUGCAGCCCCUGCUAGACAGUCCCGUCUUCCUGAGCGGCGGAACCGAUGGCCAGGAUGGGCCCACCGAGGCAGCCGGGGCCGUCACAGAUGCAAAGUUGUAUGAAGACGCCAAAAAACAGAAACUGGACAUGAGCAGUUUCCUUAAAAACAAUGAUUCUUUCACUUUUUUUACACAUCUUUCUGGUGGGCGUAAUUUACUCGUACCAGGCUUAACCUGCACCAAUGUCAUGGAUGUGCACAUCCUCCUCAUUCCACAAUGUGCCAAAUAGGACUGAAAGUAGACUGGACCUGAAUCCACUACAGAGAACCGCAUGGGCCCACCACUGUUUCUAGUUCUCAGUAAAGUAGUAUCUUUUAAACCCUAAAUACACCACAAACAAUAUUCCUAAAACACUGCCACCUAACACUUUCAAACUAAUCUUAUUACAUUACCCCGAAAAAUAAAUAACAGAUUUUGUUUUUUUAAAAAAGCAUUGAACCCUAACCCGAGUGAACUCAACUCACUUUACAGUAAGCACCACUAGCUGUUUUUUUGCCACUCUCACUUAACAUUUACUGUCAAAAUAAACAUGGAACAAAGACAAUGAGACUUUGUGUAUAUAAAACAGCCAAACAACUGCCCAAAGAAAGGCAGUUGUACUCAGUCAUAUUUUCUUUGUCCUCUACGUAGAAGGGCUAAUAUUAGCGCCGUUCUGAAGAGCUCAGAAAUGAGUUAGACAUUAUUCGUCCCACUGAGUCCUAGGCAAGAGAUGCUCCAUUGUAAAAUGAUUGACUUCUGUGAUGCAGCAAGGACUACCUAGAAGUCAGUGCGAUUCAUAAUAAUACAUCAAUAAACAUACAGUAUCAGUCUCUUACAUGGCCCCAGGUGGUUUAAUUUUAUAAUUUCACUUUUUAUCAACUGCAAUAUUAUGGAGUGCUGUUUUUCCUCAUUAAAAUAUACAAUAGUGUUUGCUGUUUUUUGGGGGAAGGCUGGAAAGGCUUAAUGAUAAUUUAAAAGGGAAAAGAUGAUUUGCGAUACAAAUGUCAACAUAACCAGUCCUAUCCUCACAAGGGUCGUGGGCCAAUGUUCUUGCCUUUCCAAGUGGUUGAUUGACAAUCACCGAUGGCAAAUUGGCACGUUCCAUAGUUAUUUUAGUACAAAAGUGACAAAACUAAAAGUUAAUGUUCAUCAAAACCUGUUGGAGAUAAUAAGUCUACUGAAAUGGCAACAGCAAAAGUACUCAUUUUUCCUGUGUCUUGCUGGUUAUCGAUACUAUUCCUAUUUUGUAAUUACAUGUUCAAUCCAUGCAUGUUUUAUCUUAAAAUGAUACUGUAUUUGUAUGCAAUAUCAGGAGCACUUGAAUAUUCUGAUACAUCUGCCACCAAUGAUGAUGUACAGCCAUCUACCUCCACAGCUCGUAUAUCUUAGCAAUGCAAUAAGGUUCCAUUAUG